Molecule: messenger RNA, 1349 nt
Organism: Ceratotherium simum simum (southern white rhinoceros)
Lineage: Eukaryota; Metazoa; Chordata; Mammalia; Perissodactyla; Rhinocerotidae
Source: RefSeq, a predicted model, not a curated record
UCAGGAGGAGCAUGGUGUUUGUCUCCUCGUGUUUCUGGGCGGGGAAGUCUUGGACUACAUCCAUGUCGCUGCCCACCUCGGUCACCGCUUUUCGCGGCCAGUCUGCGGAAGAAUGGCAGUGACCCAGCACGGAUUGGGGACACAGUCAGGCAGCCCAGAAAGAGGGAGAUUAUACAAACAGAUGUAAAGACCCACUAACCACAUGUGUCAACCUGUCUACAAGGCUGGGACAGGAUAUGAGGUGCGAAGAAUCCCGUUUCAACCAAGUGGUGUAUCAAAAAAAGAUGCCAUCUCAAUAUUGGUUUAUGUUUAUUUUCCACUGACCCUAUGGGUGAAGAGAUCCUUUACCGUUACUUCACCUGGAUAUGUUACAGCUCAUCCGAUGUUAUAUCUCCAGGUUAAGAGAUAUGGAAAUCUCCAUGAGGAUUUGGAGAAGAGUCCCAUUAGUUAUUAAAAUUCUGGACUAGCUCUAUUAGGAAAGGUAGAUGGACUAUAAGGCACUUGCCCAUCAAACUGCUCAAGAAAUUUUAGGUUACAAUCAAGAUAAAUCAGGCUGGAAAGUGGUUAAAAUUUCAAAGAAGAUAACUGUUUCCAAGAAGGCUUCUAAAAAAUUCCCGGGAAAUCUAUAUCGUGUUGAAGGAAUAAUUCCAGAAUCAACAUCUAAACUAUCUGAUUUCCUCUACAAACCUGAAAACAGAGUUACAUGGGAUAAAUCGUUGAAAGUGUAUAAUAUGGUACACAAGAUUGAUUUGGACACAUUCAUAUGUCAUACUAUUACACAAAGUUUUGCCAUGGGCUCAAUUUCCCCCCGAGAGUUUAUCGACUUAGUGUACUUCAAGCGCUGUGAAGGGAAUAUGGACAUUAUCGGUUCCAAUAGUGUGGAUUUUCCAGCAUAUCCUCCAUCUUCAAAUUACAUCCGUGGUUAUAACCAUGCUUGUGGCUAUAUAUGUUCACCUCUGCAAGAGAACCCAGCACAUUCCAAACUAGUGAUGUUUAUCCAGACAGAAAUGAGAGGAAAAUUGUCCCCAUCAAUAAUUGAAGCAACCAUGCCUUCCAACUUAGUGAGCUUCAUCCUCAAUGCAAAAGAUGGAAUAAAGACACACAAAACUCCAUCAGGAUGUGGACGUCAUCAUAAUGGGCAUUCAUCAUUCCUAAGGAAGAAAUGAGGCCAUUUACAAUGAGGCCAUAUAAAGUCAUGUGUGGCAGUUUACUUUUAAGUCAAUACGCAUAAACACUGUUGAACUAUUCUAGACGGUAUUCUUGUACAAAUUACUGAAGGUACUUUGUGAAAAUGAGAACUUGUAAAAGAAAACUGCAUUAAAUAUAGUUUUUAAUCUCAUAUAAGAAUG